Molecule: messenger RNA, 648 nt
Organism: Drosophila pseudoobscura
Lineage: Eukaryota; Metazoa; Arthropoda; Insecta; Diptera; Drosophilidae
Exons: 3
Coding region: 68-595 (175 amino acids)
Source: RefSeq, a predicted model, not a curated record
CUCCGUUGUGUUUAUUAGUUAAUGCACUUGCUUAAUCUUGUCACUGUAUAAGUGUAUUCGCUGUACAAUGGAAUGCAGCACCGACGAGUUGAGCGGCUCUGGCAGCGGCAGCCUCAUCGGCCGUUGCCCAUAUCGCACCGUUCGUGCCAAAGGAGUAGGCGGAGUCCAGCAGCUUCCAAUGAAGAAGGCUGGCACCAAACAGCGUCUGACCAGACAGAAGCGCGAUAAGUCCAUGACUCUGGCUGCCGCUCGUAGUGCCCCAACAUCCCCAGUGAAGAUGACUCCAGUGCCCAAGUGGGAUGGGUCAUGCGUCGGAUCACUGCCGGCCCGAUCCCGCCGUCUCCUUUGCCUCUCGCGUGUCUCUCUCUCUCCGAGAGCGGGUCACUUCUCCUCUCGGGGCCCUUGGCCUCUUCGCCGCAUCCGGAUAUCCGUGGGUAUCUGGACUGACCUUCGCUUUAUCCGGCCAGCCAUCAGCCUUUAUCCGACCUUCCCACCGCCUUUAUCCGGCUGUGCUUUGGUCGCACUCGGCCUGUGGGAACCGCGGUUCCUCACAGCCUUCCGCCGCCUUCAUUCAAGCUUUACCGAUCAUUUCUAGCGAUGCCCCGCUGUUCUUCUGCUGCAAGGUAAUACCAUGUUCUUUUUUAAACA